Messenger RNA from Temnothorax curvispinosus, 1403 nucleotides. Its product is annotated as cytochrome P450 4c3-like. The record is from RefSeq and is a predicted model, not a curated record. The coding region runs from base 507 to 1388 and encodes 293 amino acids. The transcript has 7 exons. Gene Ontology annotation, molecular function: monooxygenase activity; iron ion binding; heme binding. NCBI's taxonomy places the organism in Eukaryota, Metazoa, Arthropoda, Insecta, Hymenoptera, Formicidae.
CGACCAGGAGUGUUUAUCGCGGUCGAAGUGUUUAUAGCGGAGACAGUAAAUUAACAGUAAAGAUUUCACCAUCGAUCCGCCCGUCUUCCGGUAGCUGCAAGAUAUUUCGCGAUUAAUUUGGGAAUCGUAUGAGAUAAUGAAGUAACAUCACGCGUGGAGAACAUUUCGGUUGAAAAAUCGGUGCUUCAACCUUUUGCGGCCUCCGAUUGACUUUGCGAUCGCGUGACCGCACUUCGCUUCCCGAGGAAGGCUCAUUCGUGUUUAAAAACGCAUCCUUCGCGCAGAGUGUCGGAGAACACCUCCGCGAUAGGAUCAGAAUCUCUCGACUAGUUCUACGACCGCCCGCGAUCUCGAGAAGAGUGCCCGAUCUUUUCUAAAGAUACAAGAAGUCCAUAGUUGAAGUCGGGUGAAAAAUAUCACUCCGCGAGCAUCCUGCUGAGAGAGGAAAUCGACAAGAGAGCAUUGAGAAGACGGAUCGAGCGCGUACGGGUCGCGCAGCAUCCAACAUGAGUAUUAUGGCGACCUUUGUGACAGGAUGGUCUUGGAUGACCGUUUUUCUAUUCUCCUGCCUGCUGAGUCUUCUCGGAGUCCUGCUAGUGCAACGCGUAAAAUUCCUAUACGCUUUGAGGAAGGUGCUCUAUCCCACCGCGUUGCCUCUCAUCGGCAACGCUUAUCAGCUCAACUGCUCGCAAGAAGAGUUCUUCCAGAAGCUGGUGAAAUGGGCGGACAAAUUUGGCGACAUUUUUCUGGUCUGGGUCGGUAUGCGGCCUUUCAUCUUUCUCUACAGAGUGGAGGCUGUGCAACCUCUGCUCCAUAGCAGCGUGCACAUCGACAAGAGUCUCGAAUAUCAAUACUUGAAGCCUUGGUUAAAUACCGGUCUGGUAACUAGCUCCGGUGAGAAAUGGCACCUCCGCAGGAAGUUGCUGACGCCGUGCUUCCACAGUGGCCUCCUUGAAGUUUACUUGAAAACCGUGAAAGAAGAGACGAGCAUUUUAAUUUCCUGCCUCGAGAAGGAAGUGGGCAAGUGGUUCGAUGUUGUUCCUUACGCAAAACGCAUCGCUCUCGACAUUAUAUGCGAUACUGCAAUGGGCUAUAAACUUAACGCACAAAAGAACUACAAUGAUGAAUACGUUAAAGCUGUGGACAGAGUCGCAUCCAUUGUACAGAUGCGAUUCACAAACGUGUGGAUCUCGUCAGAUUCCAUUUUUAAACUGACCACAGUAGGCAAGGAGCACGACCACUUAAUUCGGGUGAUCCAGAAAUUAGUCGACAAGGUAAUUCUUUCUGGAGCGUGUCGUGAUACUCUCGGUGGGUUGCCAUUACCGCCGAGAGGUGACGAUCGUAUAAAAACCGACCGGUCUUCGGUCGGAUUUGAACUCGGGUCUUAGGCUCGCUAGAUCAGC